GAUGACGACGUCAUCCGGGUGAGUUCAACAAGCUGCAAAACAAGGAAGCAAACCUCACUCCGGUAAAAGUAAAUGCCUCCCUUAUAGCACAGGAUGUCUGCUGUAAGCGUGGAGGAGAGGACGGUGGAGGUGUUGGAGCUCCCUGGAGGAGUGGAUGAGGAGCUGCUCUACCUUUACUUUGAGAACAAGCGUCGCUCUGGAGGAGGUCCGCUGGAGUCAGUGGAGAUCAAGCAGGACCGAGUGGUGCUGGUGUUCGAAGAGGCAGAAGCUGCAGCCAGGGUGCUGUCGAAGGGGCAUCAUGUGGUGCAUAACUCAGAGCUGAGCGUGAGAAAGCCUCCAUCCAAGGACCCAUGUCGGCUUCUGCUGCGGGGAAUCAGCCCCUACACCAGCGUAGAGAUGGUGGAGCUCUACGUGGAAAACAUGAUGGAUCUGAACGACACGGAUUACACCCUGAUGCCGUCACCAGAGGGCGGCUUCUUCCUCAUCCACCUCAACCAGCCUUUAUCCAAAGAUUUCCAGACGCUGAGCGCAAGAAUCUCCAAAAGGAAGCUGGACGGGUCCGAAGUAACUCUGGAACAGAUUGUCCAAACAGACUCUGUUUUGGUGGAGAACCUGCAUCCCGGCACCACAGCAGAGCUGCUAACGCUGUACUUUGAGGGCGAGCGGGGCGGGAGCCAGAAGGUGAAGGAGGUCACUGUUCUCACAGAGGGAACAGCCAAGGUCACCUUUACACAUUACGAGUCUGUUGACUCUGUUCUGGGUCGUCCUCAUAAAGUGAACGACACCGAAGUCGUGGUGAAAGCCUACUUUGACUUUCUUCAACCUGCGACGCCAGAUUCUGAAAUCGAAAGCCAGGAUGUGACUGAAAGCAUCUCUGAGGAGCUGAACAACGUGGAGAUGCAGGCCAAUCGGCUGCCUGAGGAGGCGGAGCAGUCAGACAGCAGCCGGUCGUCCUUUCGGACGGCCUCAGAGCAACCCGGCGCCAGCGCGUCGGUGGAGGCGGUCAUGGAGGAUCAAAUGGAGGAGGUGGAAACGCUAUCCCACCACAUCCCCAUCCCAGAGCCGGUGAAACAUGCUCUGUAUCAAAGGAGCAGCAUUCAACAGGAUGUGGAGGAGGCGCAUCCUAGUCUGAGUAUCCAGCUGAAGGCUGACGGCGUUUAUAUCGCAGGAGCCAACAGCCUGGAACUGGAGCAGAUCAAACGGACAAUUUCCAGCUUUAUGGGGAGGAUAGCAGAGAUUCAUUACACCGUGGACCUGGAAACGGCUCAGUUCCUCCAGAGAGAAGACGUUAGGGAACAUUUGCUGCAAACUGUGAGUCAGAUGGGUUUGAACGCAAUAUACUCCGUGUCGGAUUCAACCGCAUCUGUAGCUUCCACGACCCAAAGCUCCGCCGAGCAGGCGGCGAGCUUUUUAAAAACCCAGGUGUGUCCGUUCAGUGUGCCUCUGGAGCCGGAGCAGGAGGCCCUGCUGUGCUGCAGAGAAUGGACGCAGUUCCUGCAGGAUCUGGGCCUCACCGCUGCCAAGGUGUCGGAGAGCGCUGGGAACCUGGACGUCCUGACGCUGAACGGUAUGGAGCAGGAGAAGAAGGCCGCCAUCUUGCACUUUCUGUCCACACCCAUCCAGAGGGAGUCGGUCCUCUCCAUGGAGCCUGGCACGCUGAAGUACAUCCAGAUCCACUGCCAUCAGCUGCUGGCCGAAAUGGACCAGGUGUCCAUUUUCCCGCUAGAGGCUGAAGAUACCUGCGGCUUGAAGAUCCACGGUCAAGCAGUGGCGUGCCAAAUGGCGGAGGAGGUCCUGGAAGGCGUGCUGUCCUCCAUCUGCACCAGAAUCAUCACAGUCAACGUCCCGGGAGUGGCUCGCUUCCUAGACGAAAAGGAAUGCAGGAGCAUCCUGAAGGAAAUGGAGACCAAGUUUCAGGUGUACAUCAGCCUGAAGUACGUUCCCUGGAAGCCCUUAGAGCAACAGGACAUCUUUGAUUGUGCGUGGAAGAUGCUGUCUCAGAAAAACCUCCAGAGAGGGGGGGAUCAAAAGCAGGACGACUGGGUGCUCACUCCAGACGAGCUCUUUGAUACAGAUAACGUAGAUCUAUACACGGCAGAGGAGCCAGGCGAGCUGACGGAUCAGGACUCCGAGGCGACAGACCUCCGAGCUUCGCAGCCCGUAGCGGAUCAAGCGAAGUCUGAGGACGCUCUGGAAAUCAGCAGCCUGGGGGAAGAGGCCCAGCUGUCUUUAGCCAUCCAGUACUCCAUGGAGUCCAGCCACUGGUCCCUGGGGGAUGAAGAGGAGCAGCUGAAAAAAGCCCUAGAGCUGUCCAAGAAGCUGAUCCAAGAGGAGCGCGCGGCCAGCACUUCAGACAACAAGCGGCAGAAGGAAAGCGUUGACCUGUCCUUUGAGAACAUGUUAAAGGCUGCCAACACCGUCCAGCUCCACGUGUUUGCAGGAUAUAACUGCGACCUGAUUCGGUCGGACAUCGCUUUCAAUAAGAAGGUGACCCAGAGACAGGCCGAGGAGAAGGUGGAGCACAGGAGCAUCAAAAACAUGUCCGACUACCACAGGAAAUGCUUGGAGAUGAUCAAGCGGAAGCACGCGGUGGACGUUCAGGUUCAGGGAACCAUCAUCGGCGUCUCGGGGUUUAAGGACUACGUGAGCGCAGCCAUUAGCGACGUGAAGCUGCUGGUGGAGAACAUCGUGAACUCUAUAUCAGACAAUGAGAUCCUGAAGACUGUUCAGUGGGUGCAUCACAACGCGGGGACCUCCGAGGCCAAACCGUACUCCAAUGAGGUCGUGGUGUUCAUCGAGAACGCCUGGAGGAUGAAGCUUAAGAAAGUAGACAUCUUGUUGGACAACCAACCCCACAUUAUCAACUUGGAGAAGAUGCAGGAAUAUAACGUCGCUUCGGGGAGAUCGGUGAAGAUCUCCAGGAAGCUGCUUGACUUGGGGGAUGUGACCCAGGAUGUACCAGAGGAGGAAUAUUCUCUGCUCCUACACCUGCCUGAUGCAACCAAGAUCGACGAGGACUCUGAGGAGUUUCAGGAGGUGAUCAAGAACUUCUACAGCACCAUACAGGAGUACCACAGCAAGAUCCGAAUCAUUCAGGUGGAAAAACUCAUGAACAGGCUGCUGUACAACCAGUACAAGCUGAAGAAGGCGAGCGUGCUGCAGCACUCCGCCCAGCAGGUAGUGGAACGGACUCUUUACCACGGGACGAGCGAAGCCAGCGUGAAGGAGAUCUGUAUUCACGGCUUCAACAGAAGCUUCUGUGGGAAGAACGCCACGGUGUACGGCCAGGGGGUUUAUUUCGCAGUCAACUCCGCCUUGUCCGUCCAGGAUCAGUAUUCCCCUCCGAACGCGGACGGAUACAAGUUCAUUUUCGUUUCCAAGGUUCUAACGGGGGAUUUCACUAAAGGCUGCCACUCGAUGAAGACGGCGCCGCUGAAAGAGACCGGAGACAUCCCCCUUAGAUACGACAGCGUGACGGAUGACAUUACAAAGCCCAGCAUGUUCGUCAUCUUCAACGACACACAAGCUUUCCCCGAAUAUCUCAUCACCUGUCAGCGAAUCAGUCGCUGAAACCUCCUUUUUUUACGUUACGAAGAGACUCCUGAUGUUUUUUUUAUGUUUAUCAUGAUUUAA
This is a messenger RNA of Cyprinodon tularosa, 3633 nucleotides long. It is a transcript of the gene parp10, whose product is annotated as poly(ADP-ribose) polymerase family member 10. Gene Ontology annotation, molecular function: RNA binding; NAD+ poly-ADP-ribosyltransferase activity; transcription corepressor activity. Gene Ontology annotation, cellular component: nucleus; cytoplasm. Lineage: Eukaryota; Metazoa; Chordata; Actinopteri; Cyprinodontiformes; Cyprinodontidae. The coding region runs from base 94 to 3570 and encodes 1158 amino acids. Gene Ontology annotation, biological process: negative regulation of gene expression. The transcript has 10 exons. The record is from RefSeq and is a predicted model, not a curated record.